ACCGCGGGGCGGCGCAGCCCCAGCAGCGUGGGCAGAGCUAUGUCUGGACAAGAUCUGCAGGACGACAAGGACACAGCGUUCACCUGGGAGGUGAAGGCCAACAAUGCUGCCUACCACCGUCAGUUCCAGGAGAAGGGCUUCCUGUGCUGGCGCAGGAGGAAGUACCAGACCAAUGGCAUCCACACGGCCAAGUACAACUUCUUCUCCUUCCUGCCUCGGAACCUGUACGAGCAGUUCCACCGCGUGUCCAACCUCUACUUCCUCUUCAUCAUCAUCCUGCAGAGCAUUCCUGAGAUCUCCACGCUGCCGUGGGUCUCUCUGUUCAUCCCACUGCUCUGUCUCCUCCUCAUCCGUGCUACCCGGGACCUGGUGGACGACAUUGGGCGACACAGGAGUGACAGAGCCAUCAACAACCGGCCCUGCCAGAUGCUCAUUGGGAAGAGUUUCAAGUGGCAGAAGUGGAAAGACCUGUGUGUCGGGGACGUGGUGUGUCUCACCAAGGACAGCAUCGUCCCGGUGAGCCGAGUCUUGCUGGCCAGCACAGAGCCCAGCAGUUUGUGCUACGUGGAGACGGCCGACAUUGAUGGGGAAACCAACUUGAAGUUCAGACAGGCGCUGGCAGUCACCCAUCAUGAGUUGAUCAGCCCAAAAACGAUGGCGGCCUUCAAUGGCACGGUGGUGUGCGAGGCACCCAACAGUCGGAUGCACCAGUUUGUGGGGAGCCUGGAGUGGAACAGCAAGAAGUACCCCCUGGACAUCGGCAACCUUCUCCUGCGCGGCUGCAAGAUCCGCAACACGGAUGCCUGUUAUGGCCUGGUCAUCUAUGCCGGCUUUGACACAAAGAUCAUGAAGAACUGUGGAAACAUCCACUUGAAGAGAACCAAGAUUGACCUCUUCAUGAACAAGCUGGUGGUCCUGAUCUUCCUGAUGCUCAUGGUGGUCUCCCUGGCGCUGACCCUGGGCUACUGCUUCAUGGCACGCAAGUUCGAGGACCAGCACUACUACCUGCCGGCCGAGCCCUCCAGAGGCCUCUUCAUGGAGUCCUUCUUGGUCUUCUGGGCCUUCCUCAUCCUGCUCAGCGUCAAGGUCCCCAUGGCCAUGUUCAUCAUAUGCGAGUUCAUCUACCUGGGGAACAGCGCUUUCAUCAACUGGGACUUGCAGAUGUACUACGCACCCCAGGACGUGCCCGCCAAGGCCCGCAGCACCAGCCUCAACGACUACCUGGGCCAGGUGCAGUACGUGUUCUCCGACAAGACCGGCACGCUCACGCAGAACGUCAUGGCCUUCAAGAAGUGCUGCAUCAGCGGCCGCGUCUACGGUCCGGAGAACGAGGAAGGGGAAUGCCCCAAGGAGAACCCUUACCUGUGGAACGAGUUUGCAGACGGGAGGCUGUCCUUCUUCAACGCCGAGCUGCUGCGCGCAGUGCGGAGCAAGCAGGACGAGGCGGUGCAGGAGUUCUGGCGCGUGCUGGCCAUCUGCCACACGGUCAUGGUCCAGGACAAGGACAACCAGCUCCUGUACGAGGCAGCUUCCCCAGACGAGGAGGCGCUGGUCACGGCAGCCCGGAACUUCGGUUACGUGUUCUUGUCGCGCACCCAGGACACCAUCACAGUGGUGGAGCUGGGGGAGGAGCGAGUCUAUGAGGUCCUGGCCCUGAUGGAUUUCAACAGCGAGCGAAAGCGCAUGUCGGUGCUGGUGCGGACGCCAGAGGGCUCCAUCUGCCUCUACACCAAAGGUGCUGACACGGUCAUCUUUGAGCGCCUGGGCAAGAGGGAUGUGAUGGAGGCAAACACAGAAAGAGUUUUAUCUGCCUUCACAGAGCAGACCCUUCGAACACUAUGCCUGGCCUACAAGGAGGUGGAGGAGUGUGCCUUCCAGGAGUGGCGGCCGAGGCAUGAGAAGGCCUCCAUGCAGCUGCGGGAUCGUAAGCAGGCACUGCAUCGGGUGUACAGUGACAUGGAGCAGGGCCUGCAGUUGCUGGGAGUCACAGCCAUCGAGGACAAGCUCCAGGACGGGGUCCCGGACACCAUCAGCAGUCUCAAGAAGGGGAACAUUAAAGUGUGGGUGCUCACGGGAGACAAGCAAGAGACGGCAGUGAACAUCGGGUUCGCGUGCCAGCUGCUGACGGACGACAUGCUCAUCCUGGAGGCGCAGGACGUAAACGUCAUCCUGGACUCUUAUGGGGAGCACAGCAAGCUGGUGCCAACCCCCAGGCGCAGCCUGAGGUUCCAGCUGCAGACUGAGGUGGCCAUGGUCAUCAGCGGGGACUUCCUGGACCAGCUGCUGCUGUCCCUGCGCAAGGAGCCCCGGGCUGUGGUCCAGAGCGAGGCGGAGGACAGCGCCAGGCGGGAGCUGAGUGCCAUCAGACGGAUCUCCAGACGGAUCUCCAUGAUGUGGUGGAGCCUGGGGACCUCGUUGUCCUCACGCCGGUCCAAGGCCAAACGGAAGCAAGAGAGCCCCGAGGCGCGACGGGAGCGGGCCUUCGUGGACCUGGCCUCCCGGUGCCAAGCAGUCAUCUGCUGCCGGGUGACACCCAAGCAGAAGGCCCUGAUUGUGGCGCUGGUCAAGAAAUACCAGCAAGCUGUCACCCUGGCCAUCGGCGAUGGUGCCAACGACGUCAACAUGAUCAAGACGGCGGACAUCGGUGUGGGGCUGGCGGGCCAGGAGGGGAUGCAGGCCGUGCAGAACAGCGACUACGCACUGGGCCAGUUUUGCUUCCUUCAGCGGCUGCUGCUGGUACACGGGCGCUGGUCCUACUUGCGGGUCUGCAAGUUCCUUCGCUACUUCUUCUACAAGACGGUGGCCAGCCUGAUGGCCCAGAUCUGGUUCGCCUACUACACUGGCUUCAGCGCCCAGUCGCUGUAUGAAGGCUGGUUCCUGGCACUUUUCAACCUGCUCUAUAGCACCUUUCCGGUCCUCUACAUGGGGCUCUUUGAGCAGGAUGUGAGCGCCAAGCAGAGCCUACAGAUGCCUGAACUGUACGCGGCUGGCCAGAAAGAUGAGCUCUUCAACUACUGGGUAUUUUUCAAAGCCGUCAUCCAGGGCAUACUCACCUCCCUGGUCAACUUCUUGCUCAUCCGUGACACAGCGGGGCCCAACAGCCUCAGUGACUACCAGUCCUUUUCGGUGGUGGUGGCCCUGUCCAGCCUGCUGACCAUCACCAUCGAGAUCAUGCUAGUUGUCAGGUAUUGGACCUUCCUGUUCCUGGGGACCUUGCUGCUCAGCCUGGGCUGCUACGCCGCCAUGACUUUUGCCACCCAGACCCUGUGGCUCUACCAGCUCUUCCCAAAGACCUUCCCAUUUCUGUAUGUCCUCCGCAACGUGCUGAGCCAGGCCCCGUCCCUGCUGGUGUUGCUGCUGAACGUGACCGUGAACACACUGACCUUCCUGGCCCUCCGCAUCUUCCACCAUGAGCUCAGGAAACUGCGCUUCAGGGAGGAGGAGGCGGAGGCGGCCCCGAGCAAGGAGGCCUCAGAGGAGACCCUGCCUCAGUUCCGCAGGGAGUCCCGCGCCCGGCGUUCCAGCUAUGCCUUCUCGCACCACGAGGGCUAUGCGAACCUCAUCACGCAGGGCACAAUCUUGCGUAGGCCACGCAGGGACAGCAGUGACAUGAACUUCGCCUCUGGGAUCUUGACCGACGAGGAAGAGGCUCUGCCUUCGAUGCCCCGGGAGCCCAGGAAGAUAUCGUUCCUGGUGAGCCGGUCCCAGCUCAGGGCCAGAGCGCGGUCCCAGGACUCACAGCUGUCUGCCCCGCAGAGCGCGGCCUCUGGUGUCGAUGGCCUGGGAAACCAGCCCGCUGUCACCAGCAGGCCGCCCGCCUGCCAGCAUGGGCCAUCCAAGCCUUCCCUGGAGAAGCCACCACUGUCCCAGCACGGCAAGCCGUCAUCCUGGUGUCAGAGUUCUGGGAGCAGGGUACAAGCCCCGGAGGAGAAGCCACCCUGCUGGACGCCCUUCUGGCAGAAGGAACCCGUGCUCCCCCAGGUGGCCGUGGGGACCUGUCCCAGCCAGACCCAGGAGUCCCUGAGCGAGCAGCCCAUGGAGACCGACUCUGGGUCUGUGGAGAGGGAGCCGUCGCCCAUGGAGUGGCUGCCAGAGUCCUUCGAGGGCAAGGUGCCACUUCCCCAGGGGGAACAGCCAUCUCCCUAUGCUGGCCAACUGACCAGUGGGAGGCCUGAACCAGAAGACAGAGGAGCUGCAGCCUUCACUAUUUCUAAUAAACCAGGAUUCACCUGA
Molecule: messenger RNA, 4233 nt
Organism: Fukomys damarensis (Damara mole-rat)
Lineage: Eukaryota; Metazoa; Chordata; Mammalia; Rodentia; Bathyergidae
Gene: Atp8b3
Product: ATPase phospholipid transporting 8B3
Exons: 28
Biological process (GO): phospholipid translocation; Golgi organization
Cellular component (GO): plasma membrane
Molecular function (GO): magnesium ion binding; ATP binding; ATP hydrolysis activity
Source: RefSeq, a predicted model, not a curated record